GUGCUCUCUGACCAGGGGCGGACUGACCAUUUGGAAACUCGGGCAUUGCCCGAGGGCCAGGGGUCAGUAGGGGGCCCCAUGAGAUACCCCUGGUACCUUUUUCAUAGGCUUUUUUGAGUUUGGGCAAGGACACAGGGGCCCCAUGAUCCCCUAUUGCCCGGGGGCCCCAUCAGUUGUCAGUCCGCCCCUGGCUUCCGCCACUGGAGCAGCGUCUUCUGAGUGUAGCUUGAGCUUGUUUAUUUCACAGAGCACAAAAUUGGCAACUUACAAGAUAAAAGGCAUGUGAAUAGCUCAUCAAUAUG
This is a messenger RNA of Staurois parvus, 302 nucleotides long. The record is from the annotation of a GenBank genome assembly. NCBI's taxonomy places the organism in Eukaryota, Metazoa, Chordata, Amphibia, Anura, Ranidae.